Sceloporus undulatus (fence lizard) is the source of this 771-nucleotide messenger RNA. Its product is annotated as olfactory receptor 14C36-like. Gene Ontology annotation, biological process: G protein-coupled receptor signaling pathway. Bases 16 to 771 code for a protein of 251 amino acids. Gene Ontology annotation, molecular function: odorant binding; G protein-coupled receptor activity; olfactory receptor activity. NCBI's taxonomy places the organism in Eukaryota, Metazoa, Chordata, Lepidosauria, Squamata, Phrynosomatidae. The transcript has a single exon. The record is from RefSeq and is a predicted model, not a curated record. Gene Ontology annotation, cellular component: membrane.
CACCUACACACCCCCAUGUACUUCUUCCUAUUCAAUUUGGCCAUGUUGGACAUAGGAUCAAUUUCAGUUAUGCUUCCUAAGGCUAUGGCCAUGUCUCUCAAGAAUGAAAGGUCAAUUACUUAUGCUGGAUGUGUGGCUCAAGUUUUCUUUUAUGUUUUCUUUUUCUCAUUAGAUUAUGCUGUAUUAACUAUUAUGGCGCAUGAUCGCUAUAUUGCAAUCUGCAACCCACUCCAAUAUGAGAGAAUUAUGCACAAAGAAGCCUGCCUUCAGAUGGUAGCCAUCGGGCUGAUUGUUAGUCUUCUUUAUGCCACAUUACACACUGGUGGUGCCUUUGCAAGUAGUUUCUGUUCUAAUGUUGUCAAUCAGUUCUUUUGUGAAAUUCCACAAUUAAUAAAGUUAUCCUGCUCAGGCCUUUCUGUAAUGGAAGCUGGGAUUCUUAUCCUGUCAUGUAGCAUAGGCUUAGGGUGCUUUGUCUUCAUCAUCACAACAUAUGUGCAGAUCUUUGCUGCUGUGCUCAGAAUCCCUUCUUUACAGGGUCAGAAAAAGGCCUUCUCUACUUGCCUUCCCCACCUCACCAUUGUCACAAUGUUGGUAAUCAGUGGGAUCCUUGCGUAUGGAAGGCCUCCUGCUGGUUCUUCUGAUCUGGACAUAGUUUUUGCUGUGAUAUAUAGCAUAAUACCACCCAUGUUAAAUCCAUUUGUCUAUAGUGUAAGGAACAAAGAGAUCAAGAUUGCUUUGAAGAAUCUGUUACAAGUUGUUCUUUCCUAUUAA